Messenger RNA from Yamadazyma jaroonii, 2508 nucleotides. NCBI's taxonomy places the organism in Eukaryota, Fungi, Ascomycota, Pichiomycetes, Serinales, Debaryomycetaceae. The record is from the annotation of a GenBank genome assembly.
AUGUCAGCUUCUGUAAUAUCGACGGAUAGUUCCAAAUCUACCCAUUUAAAAAGAAUAGGCAAUUACGAAUUCGGUAAAGAAAUCGGUAAAGGAUCUUUUGCUACAGUUUAUAAAUGUGUAAAUGUUAAAACCAAUCAACAGGUAGCUAUUAAAUCCGUAGUCAGAUCCAAAUUGAAAUCAAAGAAAUUAAUCGAAAACCUAGAAAUCGAAGUUUCUAUUUUAAAGAAUAUGAAACAUCCUCAUAUCGUAGGAUUACUAGACUAUGAUCAGACUGCAAGCCAUUUCCAUUUAGUGAUGGAUUACUGUUCCAUGGGUGAUUUAUCUUAUUUCAUCAGAAAAAGAAAUCAAUUAGUCAAGACCCACCCAGUAAUCAGUUCUCUAUUAGAAAGAUAUCCAAGUCCUGAAGGUUCUCAUGGAUUAAACCAAGUUUUGGUUGUUCAUUUUUUGAAACAAUUAUGUUCAGCUUUAGAGUUCUUGAGAAGUAAAUCAUUGAUUCAUAGAGAUAUCAAGCCUCAAAAUUUAUUGCUUUGCCCUCCAAUACAUUUAAAAUCAGAAUUUGAAAGAAAUGAUUAUGUUGGGUUAUGGGAAUUACCAAUUUUGAAAAUAGCUGAUUUUGGUUUUGCUAGAUUUCUUCCUUCUACUUCUAUGGCUGAAACCUUAUGUGGAAGUCCACUUUAUAUGGCUCCUGAAAUUUUGAGGUAUGAGAAGUAUAAUGCUAAAGCUGAUUUAUGGUCCGUUGGGGCUGUCUUAUAUGAAAUGACUGUGGGUAAACCACCUUUUAAAGCUUCCAAUCAUAUAGAAUUAUUGAAAAACAUUGAAAAGUCAAAUGACAAGAUUAAAUUUCCUUCUUCAGCAAAAGUUCCUGAAGGUUUAAAGAAAAUCAUCAGAUCUUUGUUAAAAUACAAUCCAACAGAAAGAAUUAGUUUUAAUGAAUUUUUUAGUGAUCCAUUGAUCACAGGUGAAUUAGAAAGUAAUGAUAAACCUUUGGAAACUAGUCAAAUGGAUGAGAAUCUAUUCAUUAGUGAAUAUAUCUCACCUUUGCCAAAGUCCGAAGGGCCCAUUGAAAGACCUAGAGUUGAGCCUCUAACAAUGACUCACAAAUCUAUUGAAGGCUCCAAGUCGAGUGAGAGAGAUGAAGAGAUCAAGAGAAUCAUCAAUAAAAGCAGUCCUGGUCCAGAAAGUUCAAAUCAUAUUCAACCAGGACAGAAUGAAUCUAAUCCAGGAAAGCAAAAUCAAGAAUUAUCCGUUAUCAAAAGGAAUGAUGACGUUUUCUUGGAAAAGGACUAUGUGGUUGUAGAAAAGAGGGCUGUUGAAGUUAAUGCUAUUGCUGAUGAAUUAGCAAAAGCAGGUAGUGGGGCUUUAGCAAUGAAUCCGAGAAGAAAUUCAUCCAUUUCCAGUAAUAAUAGUAUUGAAUCAAGUAAUUCAAUCAAACAUACUUCACCCCAUUUUAGACGUUAUUCCAAUAACAACACAAAUGCCAGACCUAACACUGGUGAGAGAAGAAUUUCUAUUUCCAUUUCUCCAACCAAUGCUUUGAGUAAAGCUAUUGGUUUGGCUUCCAAUAGAUUGUUUGGAUAUAAUUUGAAUCAAUUAGAAACUAAUUCCAAAAUCAUUCCCGAUGAUUCUAAUAUUGAAAUUUUCCAAAAACACAAGAGUCCAAAUUUUUCUAAUAAUUUAUUGUUACAAAAAAUUAAUUUACCGAAUUCAAAUUCGAAUCAAAUCCAACCACAAAAUCAAUUAGUCAAUCAACUGUCAAAGAGUUUGACAAACGAUGAAAUGAUUUUGAUCAAGUUAGAGUCGAUUGCAACCAAAGCACAUGCAAUCAAUUUAUUUGCUGAUGUUAAAUUCAGUCAGUUGAUUCCAUCGCCCCCAUCUAAUGAUGAUUUGGAUGAUGAUUUAGUCCAUCAAAAUGAUUUAUUGCCACCCAAAAUUAUCAAAACUAUUAGUGAAGAGGGUGUCGUUUUGUACGUCAAGACAUUAUCAUUAUUAGCAAAAGGUAUGUCCAUUGCUAGUGAAUGGUGGUACACUCAAAUUGACAAUGGUCUCGAUCAAUCAUCGAUCAACGAUACCUCGUUCUCCAAUUCUAAUAGUAAUAUUGCAAGAAUAAAUGAAUUGGUUCAAUGGAUUAGAGACAAAUUCAACGAGUCUUUAGAAAAAGCUGAAUUCAUCAAAUUGAGAUUACAAGAGGUCGAAAAUUUAGAUACUUCAAAUUUUGAAGACUCUCAAGGCAUCCAGAAGGUUAUUGCAGAGAAGUUAAUUUUCGAUAGAGCUUUGGAAAUGUCCAGAAAUGCUGCUGUUAAUGAACUAGUCAAAGAAGAUUUGAAAGGUUGUGAAUUGGCUUAUUCAACUGCAAUUUGGAUGUUAGAAGCUUUACUCGACGAAGAAUCUCAACAUGGUGACUCAACCAAAUUAGAUAAUGAAGACAAGCAAAUGAUUGAAAAGUUUGUUGUCAGUAUUGGUAACAGAUUAUCAGUUUUGAAACGUAAGCUUGAUAUUUCAAGCAAUUAG